Molecule: messenger RNA, 1131 nt
Organism: Punctularia strigosozonata HHB-11173 SS5
Lineage: Eukaryota; Fungi; Basidiomycota; Agaricomycetes; Corticiales; Punctulariaceae
Exons: 6
Coding region: 1-1131 (376 amino acids)
Source: RefSeq, a predicted model, not a curated record
AUGCUCAUCGCAUCUGAGAGGAGCAUCAGCCCAACUUUCUCCGAAUCGUCUAUAAUUCCGAUGGCAUCCAUCUCAACGAACUUGUCCGAGGCUGAUUCCAUCUCCGUUUCCAACGUCGCUCCUUUGAGUCACGAUAGCCAGUGGUAUAUCAAGGAAGACAAUGUCGAGAUACAGGCUGGGUCAACGCUGUUCAGAGUCCCCAGCUACUCGUUUCAUCGGGGCUCAGACGUGUUCCGGACACUGAUGAAUGAGCGCCCAAAGGACGCAGCGGGCUCGGUGUCUCCAGUCAAGCUUCCAGACUUCAUUACAGCUGAGGAUCUGAGACGAUUCUUAGAGAUCUUGUACCCGAUUGUAUUCGGGAUCUAUCCCCUCCGUUCUGCCGAGGAGUGGAUCUCAGUGCUCCAUGUGGCGAACUACUUCGACUUCGAGUCCAUCAAGGCCCUGGCAAUGCAGCAGCUCGACGGCGUCGCGAGCGCGGUAGAUAAGAUCAUCUGCGCGAAGGCCUACGGCGUCGAUGCCUGGCUGGAAGCGGCGUACGCAGAUAUCUGCGUCAGCUCGGAACCGCCCACGCUGGACGAGGCGGAGCGACUCGGCUUGCAGACCUACGCUCAGAUCAUGACCGCACGGGAGAAAGCUCGAGGCCCCGUCAGAUGUAUCCUGCGUCCUGAGGUCGACCGGAUCAUCAGGACCGUGUUUGGCCUGAGCACACCCAGCGACUCAGGCGAUGCACCUCCAGGUGAACGCCCAGUUUCCAGGGCGAUGACAUUCACGCCGGAGGGUGUCGAGUCACCAGCGAACGAGAGCGUCGCUCUCCCAGUGUCUCCGAGGGCUACUACGCCCACGCCUGUCCCGGAUCCUGAACCCUUUUGGGGGGAAGAAGCAGCGAUUGCGCCUCCACCGGCGCAAGCGGCGGCCGAUAGCAAAGGUGGCGACGUCAACGUACUUGCGUAUUUGAAUCUAUACCAGAGCUCCUCCGAGAGAACUGAAAGAGUCGAAAGUAGCGAUGACGUCGGACGAUGGCGUAACGUGGCAACGCCUAACCCGGCUUGGGAUGACCGUAGCGUCGUCGUAAAUCCGAGCCGCUCGUCGACAAGACGAACAUCAGGAGACGCGAUGCCCAAGUGGCGAUGA